Messenger RNA from Oncorhynchus gorbuscha (pink salmon), 4223 nucleotides. Its product is annotated as LIM homeobox transcription factor 1-alpha-like. NCBI's taxonomy places the organism in Eukaryota, Metazoa, Chordata, Actinopteri, Salmoniformes, Salmonidae. The coding region runs from base 160 to 1389 and encodes 409 amino acids. The record is from RefSeq and is a predicted model, not a curated record. Gene Ontology annotation, molecular function: RNA polymerase II transcription regulatory region sequence-specific DNA binding; DNA-binding transcription factor activity, RNA polymerase II-specific. Gene Ontology annotation, cellular component: nucleus. Gene Ontology annotation, biological process: regulation of transcription by RNA polymerase II; neuron differentiation. The transcript has 9 exons.
AACUCCGUCCGCUUUAGAGCGACGGGGAGAAAAGAGAGCACAAUAGAAUAGUUUGCCUUAACAUAACAUGCUAUUUUGCUGCUAUUCACCUUCUGGAGUUUGAAAUAGGACUAUACGACGCGUGCACAUUCACGGACCGAAUAGUCUUAUGAUAUUUUAAUGCUACCGAUAGAGGUUUCGGAAGGAGUGUGUUUCACCUCAAGCGAACACGACGAAGGAAGGAGGGACGGGAUGAAAACAGAGGAGACCCAAUCAUGUCUUCAGCAGCCUCCAGCCUCCACGCCAUUCGGUUCAGAACAUAUGGGCGGAGGGGGCGAGGUGUGCGCGGGGUGUGAGUCGCCCAUUGCGGAUCGCUUCCUACUGCGUGUCAACGAGCGCUCGUGGCACGAGACCUGCGUCAAGUGUGCGGUGUGUCUGAGCGCGCUUAGUGGGACAUGCUACUGCAGAGACCGUCUGCUGUACUGCAAGCAUGACUACGAAAAGCUAUUUGUCAGGAAGUGCAGUGCGUGCCUGCAGGUGAUUGGGCGCUCAGAGCUGAUCAUGCGUGUUCUGGGGCAGGUGUACCACCUGGGCUGUUUCAGCUGCUGUGAAUGUGAGCGCCGGCUGCAGCGCGGAGACGAGUUUGUCCUGAAGGAGGGACAGUUGCUCUGCAGGGGAGACUACGAGAAGGAGAGGGAGAUGCUGGCUGCCAUCAGCCCCACACCCACUGAGUCAGUGAAGAGUGAGGAUGAGGAUGGUGGGGGCGGUUCUGUAGGGGGGAAGGGCGGCGAAGGGAAGGACCACAAACGGUCAAAGCGACCACGCACCAUCUUGACCACACAGCAGCGCAGAGCUUUCAAGGCCUCCUUCGAGGUGUCCUCCAAACCUUGCAGAAAGGUGAGAGAGACACUGGCAGCUGAGACCGGGUUGACUGUUCGAGUCGUGCAGGUGUGGUUCCAAAACCAGAGAGCAAAGAUGAAGAAGAUAGCUCGCAGGCAGCAGCAACAGCAACAGCAGCAGCAGGAACAGGAGCAGCUGGGAGGGUCCAGGAGAGGGCCGACCAGGGGGGGGCGACAGAGCAACGAUGACAGUGAGGACGGUUCUAGUGGUCACGGAUUGGACGGUCUGUUGUCGUACCCUUCGUUGCCACGACAGCAGCUACUGGCUCUGGACCCCAACAUCUACGGAGGAGAGCCGUUCCGCCAUGGCCUCACACCCCCUCAGCUGGGCUCUGAACAUCUCCACUCCUACGAUUCAGAGACUGUGUUCCACGAUCUGGACAGCGACGGGAGCCUCAGUCACCUCGGCGACUGUCUCCUGGCAGUGGCGGACAGUGGGCUCCUGGCGGGCCGGGUGGGAAACCCCAUCGACCGCCUCUACUCCAUGCAGAACUCCUACUUCACAUCCUGACCCCUCACCCUUGACCCCUGAUUCACUCCACCAAUCACCACUCAGAGAAGCAGCUAAUGGCCAGUUAUCCUACUAGACCCAGAAGGUCAUCACACCAACCAUGCUUGAGCUGGGUCCAUAUCCAUGUCUGACCAGGCUUAUUGUACAUGACCAAGUAAAAGCAUAAUAGGAAACACCUGGUCAUGUUCUGUAGGGAGGAAACCUUAGGAGUGAAAUAGGGAUGUACUACCUCGACUUAUCCACUAAGAACACGUUUUUCCAUACCAAACACGACCCAGGUAGCCAUUUAAGGUUUCAACUAUGACGUAGGGCGUGAACUAAAUCUGGCUUGCCCGUUACUUACUUAAACUGCAUACUGUGUACUAAUCAUAUUACAUACUAUUUAGAACAUUGUGUUUAGUACAAACGUAUGCAUUAAGCAACAAAUAUCAAAACACUACUCAUCCACACUGAGAAGGCAUCAUCGAAUGAGCAAUCGCUUUUGUCCCCUAAUCUGAUUAUCAGUUGUUGUCGAACACACGGGUGUGAAAAGACGAUUAUCUUCCUCAAUAGUGCCUCGCGAAUUCUACUAGAUGGAAAGCCAAAAUGAGUAUGACAUCCGGGCAUUUAAAGUAACACUAGCUCUUCAAGAUUUCACAUACUAUAAAACUUUUUUUCACAUACUCAAACGUCCUACUAAUUUAGGACGCAAGUAUGGGUAUUCGGACACGGCCACUCUCUUUUGCUUGAUCCCAACGUCCUACCUGUAGCAGACAGAUGUGAAAUCCUAUGACAUCAUACUUUAUCUGAUACUCUCUCAUGUUUCAUAUAAGGGAGGGGAGGAUUGCCCAGGAAAGCAAGAGCAGUUAAAGUAUUUUGAAGAGAAGAAAUACUAUUUGAAUCCAGGUCUGUCAGGUCUGUGUGUUUGUGAGUCAGAAAUCUAUGUUACUUAUUAGGUUGCUAAUGAAUGGGGAGUGUUUAAUUAAUUUAGCUCAUGAUCUGACCUGCUUAUGCUUGUCCACAUGGUUAGGGAGUCUUCUUGGCAGCUGGGUUUAGGAGCAGAGUGAAGACACAUACCAGAGAGGUUACAGCAGGCUAGAGGCAGAGCUGCCACCAGAACAUGAUUCAACCCAAAAAACGUUGUAUUGGAGAUGGCCACUGGUUCAUAGCACAGAUGGGGUCAAUUCAGCCAAAUCAGAAAGUGAAUGGAAGUUGAGCCUAAAUGAAUGACUGGAAUAAAGGUACAGGUAGAUAUGGAGGAACGUUGGAGGGAUAGCUUUCAUUAUAGGUUGAGAUGAGUUGAAGGAUACAGAGUGGCACGCUCGAUUUGUAUGUGAAUGAGUGAAGUAUGUGGGUUAGGUAACUUAGGUCUAGAGUUUGCGCUCAGGUUAGUGUGUUAGAAUUUUUAUCAAUGUUAUACAGGAAAUUAUUUACACAUCACUCUAACCCCCGAUUAGUUCACAUUAGUCAACAUAGCGAAAGGAGAUAUUUAGACCAUAGAUACAAUCAGGGUCCUAUAGAGCAGUGCUUCUCAAUCUUGGUCCUGGGGACCCAAAGGGGUGCACAUUGAAAAGAGAGCGAAAGAAAAAAAGAAGCAAUGUUAUGCCUGGUCUGCUUACCUUUCUGCAUGGUUUGGAGGACACCUCGAAGGAGGCCUUGAAAGCUCUGCGCUGCUGCGUGGUCAAGAUGGUGCGUUGUCAGGUGCGAAAGGAAAAAAACAAAAAUGUGCACCCCUUUGGGUCCCCAGGACCAGGAUUGAGAAACACCACUACAGAGUAGACUGACAGGGUCAUUCGGAGAAAAGUAUAAAGGAAACAGGGUUGUGUAAAGGAAAGUGUAACGCUUUCAUGUAGCUUUGGCUCAGGGGUUUAUGUGGGGCUUGCUUGGGAAUGCUCAGCAUCAGCAAGCCGUAUGUAACACCAUGGAUCAGAGGUAGCCUUCAUGUAAUUAUUUCUUUGAUACUGUGAAGUAUUCACUAAUAAAGGUGCAGGAGUUUGUCCUUGGCUGGAAAAACUCAAGGCCCUAACUAAAAUGUAGAAGUUGAAUACUAAUUGGUGUGUAACACUUAAGUAAAAAGUAUGAUUAGGCCCAGGAGUCUUUCCUGGUCAGGUCAUGUGGUCAGGAAAACCGCUGGCCCUAGCUACGAUAAACAAGUACGUGUUCCAAUGUAAAAUAAUUGUGUUAAUAUUAUUGUUGUUACAAUGAAUACAGUACUACUAUAGAUAUAAUCACUGUAAUUAUUUCUUUGAUCGAAAACACACCUUACAAUAGACGUUCAAUAUUUUGUACUCUUAUGGUUAAGUAUUUAUGUUGUAGCAUGAGCUGUGUGCCACACUUUCAAAAUGUAAAUAAUUAUUACUAUGAACAUAGCACUAAUGAUAGUAUUUUCCUAUAGCUUAUACCCACACUGGGACCAUCUUGUGGAGUCCGCUUCCUGUAUGAUUUCUCAUAAUUGACUGAUAUAUAUUUUUUACAGUAUAGUAUUUACGUGGAUAUAAUUUAUUGUGGGAUACAUUUCUCUGGAAGGUAUGAGAAAUUCUUAUUCUUAGAUUGUCUGAAAGAAAUUGUUCCAAGUUUUUGUUCUGUGACCUAUUCCAGUGUAUGUGCUCUUUGCGUGUAAUGUCGCCUUUCUUCAAUAUAACCUGUCAAUUCAGAGUGAGACUAAAUAUGCCUACAUUAUUCUGAGUAUGUGUAAGAUGUUGAUGAUGCAAGGCUUCUUCUGCUAACUGAGUGUACAAAACAUUAUGAACACCGGCUCUUUCCAUGACACAGACUGAAGAGGUGAAUCCAGUUGAACUAUAAUACCUUAUUGAUGUCACUUGUUAAAAUGAAGAGGAGACGGGUUAAAGAAUGAU